ACGAGAAUGAGACGCGGGAAUUGGCGAGCUACACCAAACCGAGGCAAACUUUCUCGUUCGAGGAUGUGGAGUCGUAUCCAACCGAGCAGUUGCCUCCGAGAAGAACGAUCGGUCAGAAACGACAGCCCGAUCUCGACAAUCUUGCGGAUCUAGCGUUGACACGCACUACCAGUGUGGCCCCGAUGGACACGAACCAAAAUGACCUGACUCCUCCAACUACAGGACGCAAAAUGAAGGUUUCUGCCUCUCGACGCGAGCGCUGCAGGAUCAACCAGGCGAGGUACAGAAAGAGACAGCGACAGCACGCUGAGAAUCUAGACGAGAGUAUCCGCACUCUUCAAGAAGAGAUUCGAGAGCUGGGGACGCAGCGUCAGAAUAUGUUACGUCGUGCCCCGACGAACAAGAGUGUGUGGAUCAUCGCGACCGAGUACUUCAGGCUGUUCCGUUAUGGUUACAUCGCGCCAAUAAUGGCCCUGGAGUCGUCUACUUCGCUGCCCACUGUAUGCAGCCUGACAGUAGGUUCUCAACGUGAGUCCCACGCACAGCUCGAGUUUCUCAAAGCUACGAUGGCCCCUGACGUGACGGAUGGCAAUGUGCACGGCGUAGAGGCGAUGCUUGAGAACUGGAAGAUGCUCUCGCUCAAUGGCGGCGACGUGCACUUCCAGCCCAAGCGCCUAGAACAGCUUGGAGCUGGCUCACUUCUUGCUACAACCAAAAUGAGCGUCACUAUUACUGAGAGCUCACUGCGUCAACUAUUCCCGCACCUAGUCGUAGACCAAGACGCGAAAGAAGACCAAGCCAAGAAGCUGUCUGCGUUGGCGGCCAAGCUGUUGAAUCAGCGACUAUGUGUUUGUGGAUCAGUACGCUUCGACUGGGACACCUCAAUCGGUCGCGUGCUUCGGCUGGAGUCCAAGGCCGACCUCCUGUCGUCUAUGUUAACCCUACUGGGCAGUCUUGAGGACGUGGCUCUAGUCUUUGACAAGGCUCUAGUGACACUCGACGGUAGAUUCCUAGCAAAUGAGAGCGUGAUUUCGAUGCCCGCUAGCAAUUAGAUACUGGUUAUGUCGUAAACAUAUAACAAUCCACCUUGAAAUAUAUGAAUGUUUAGUUCCUCUC
This is a messenger RNA of Phytophthora nicotianae INRA-310, 1116 nucleotides long. RefSeq lists its product as hypothetical. Lineage: Eukaryota; Oomycota; Peronosporomycetes; Peronosporales; Peronosporaceae. The record is from RefSeq and is a predicted model, not a curated record. The transcript has a single exon. The annotation marks the transcript as partial.